AUGCACAGCAAUUCCCAGCAGCAGCAGCCAGAUCCUCAUGUGCAGCAGCAGCAGGAUCAGCAGCAGGAUCAUCAUCAGCAGCAGCAGCAGGAUCAGCAGCAACAGCAGCAGCAGCAGCAGCAGCAGCAGGAUCAACAGCAGCAGCAGCAGCAGCAGCAGCAGGAGCAGCAGGAAGAGGAGAAUUUCGGGCCCCCUUCACUACGACUAAGUAGAGUUGUGCUGCUGAAUAAAGUAACUCGCUUUGAGGUCUCUCUCGCAGAGAAGAUGGCAGCGUGGAGGCGGCAGCACCUCUCCAGAAGCAGCAGCAGCAGCAGCAGCAGCAGCAGCAGCAGCAGCAGCAGCAGGAGCGGUGUUGGGGGAGGUGAUGAAGGAGGAGAAACAGGUGCAGCAGCAGCAGCAGCAGCAGAAGGAGAAGCAGCAGCAAAGGAUGAAGAGUGUGAUGGUUUAUAUACACCUGGAAGUAGAGCGUACGAAGCAGCAGCAGCAGCAGCAGAAGCAGCAGCAGCAGCAGCACUUGCUAGCGACUUCCCCACAGCGUAUAGGACCCAUAUACUGCAUCAAGCAGCAGCAGCAGAGCUGCAUAGACAGCUCAGAGAUGUCUACGGUUUGCAUGUUACACUUAUUAAAGCACGUACUCUUCAAGGCCUUCGUCUUUCGCGCAGCAGAGAGGCAGCCCUGCCCCCAGAUGCAGUUAUUUCUGCCGGGUUUAUUGCUAGGGUUUAUGAUUAG
Messenger RNA from Eimeria acervulina, 729 nucleotides. RefSeq lists its product as hypothetical. The record is from RefSeq and is a predicted model, not a curated record. The transcript is spliced from 2 exons. NCBI's taxonomy places the organism in Eukaryota, Apicomplexa, Conoidasida, Eucoccidiorida, Eimeriidae. The coding region runs from base 1 to 729 and encodes 242 amino acids.